Messenger RNA from Spinacia oleracea (spinach), 2084 nucleotides. RefSeq names its product protein disulfide isomerase pTAC5, chloroplastic. The transcript is spliced from 7 exons. Gene Ontology annotation, biological process: chloroplast organization. NCBI's taxonomy places the organism in Eukaryota, Viridiplantae, Streptophyta, Magnoliopsida, Caryophyllales, Amaranthaceae. Gene Ontology annotation, cellular component: chloroplast. The record is from RefSeq and is a predicted model, not a curated record. The coding region runs from base 37 to 1263 and encodes 408 amino acids. Gene Ontology annotation, molecular function: protein disulfide isomerase activity.
GGGAAAAUCAGUAAAAAUAAAAUAAUACCAAAAACAAUGGCGGUAAUAUUAUCUAGCAACUUCUACGCCAUUACCAAUCAUUCUCAUCUCCAUAACCAUAUCCGAACAAGCUUUCAAGUUGCCUGCAGAAAUCCCACCCUCUCUUCUCCUCUUCUUCUUCAUCAUCAUCAGCGUCAUGGCAGAUUGAGCGCAUGCCAAGCAUCAUCAAACCCUAACAAUUAUGAAGCAGAAGAACAGCGAUGGCUUCGCGAAGAGCAACGAUGGCUACGAGAAGAACAGCGAUGGCUUCGCGAAGAAGCUCGCUGGAGUAUCGAACGCCAAUCUCUGCUACUCCAAAUCCAACACUUGCAGUCGGAGUUGGACAAUCUUCGCAAAAUUCGUCCCAAUUCCGCCGAUUUCGAGGUCACAACGUUAACGAAGAUGGCGGCGCUUUUGAAAGCUAAGAAUUUCAAUCCGAUUAUUGAAUUCUCUGAUACUAAGUCGAAUUCAGAGUUGGAAACGUCGGUUUUGGAAUCUCCUUCUGAUAUUGCUUCUGUGAGUUCGACGGAAAGCGAGAACAGUGUGAAGAAGGAGUCAUUGGAAAAGGAAAAUUCGAGUUCGAGUUCUGGUUCGAGCUGGAGUACGAGUUUGAGAGUAGGAUCAGAAGGAGAAGAGGUUCGCGCUUUGCAGGAAGCGUUGCUGAAUUUAGGGUUUUAUUCAGGGGAGGAGGAUAUGGAGUUUUGUAGUUUCUCUAGUGAUACUGAGAGUGCUGUUAAGACUUGGCAAGCUACAAUAGGUGUUCGCGAGGAUGGAAUUAUGACUCUCGAGCUUCUUGAUCAAUUGUUUGCUGAUGCGCCUCAGCAAACUCAGAAUCCAACUUCUUCCACAUCACCAGAGAAGACUGAUGUCCCAAAAGAUAAAGCAAAUGGAGCUGUUACCAAAGUCAAAGAAGUUCAGCAGACAGUGGUGAAGAAAGGGCCAACAAAUAUGGAUAUAUCUGAAAAUCGAGUAUUUCUUCUUGGCGAAAAUCGAUGGGAGGAGCCUUCCAGGCUAAAUAAAGGAAAUGAUAAAUUGGAAGGCAGAGUCAACCCUCAAUCUUGUACACCAAAUUGCCUCGUUUGUCGAGGAGAGGGUCGUCUAUUGUGUAUGGAGUGUGAUGGAACUGGGGAACCACAAGUUGAAGAACAGUUUUUGGAUUGGGUGGAUGGAGGAACAAAAUGCCCAUAUUGUGAAGGCCGUGGAUAUUCUGUCUGCGAUACAUGUGAAGGGAAAGGUGCUGCCUAGGUGCAGUCUGGAAUAUAUUUUUGGCUCCUUGCACUGUUUUGUCCAAGCAGUGCAGGUAUGCCUAAUCUUUGAUUAAAUUUCCGGAGUUCCGGUCUCAUUCUGUAUUGGACCAACAGUAGAACGGAUAUAUCUGUAUAAAAACUCUGUUGUAUAAGUAAAAAGUUUUUUGUUCCAGCAUAACAUCAAGUAUUCUUGUGAAAAAAUGGCCUAGAACUGUAUGUAUAGAUGAGGAGUAUCUCUGUAAUCAUUUUGCAACCAGAACCCUUAUUUUCUUACCAGUAAAACAAACUGAUACCAAAGAACAGUCUGAAAGCUGUUUUAUUUUCCCAGGACUUCAGGAGGCAGCUGAAGAGAAAGGAGAAUGUAGUGCCAAGUGCACUUUUGUUGUUCCUCGAGUCCUUGUCCUGCAUUAGAGUUAUUCUCUGUACUACUAUACUGGAUAUUAAACGUAUACUUCCAGAAAAAUUGUCGGAGAUCGGAAUUUUCAGAACCACCUUCUUCAUAGAAUGUCCUAAGGGCUUCUUCUCUACACAGUUGUGUUGCUCUAAGUUCGAUCCAGCCUGUCUCAGUUUGGCCUAUCAUAAUCGUAAUCAUAAGUCAUUUUCCUAGCCCGAUUUCAGUGAACCAAUUAUCAUAAUUGGGGAUACCAUCAUCGUUAUGAUUGGUGUUAAUGGUUGGUGUAGGGGGUAGGAGCCUAGGGGGUAAUAAGAUAGGAAAGAUAAAUGAUACAAGACUAAUUUCGGCGCAUUUCCUAUUCGAUACUUUGAAUUUUGAUGUGUAAUUUUAUAAUUUUUUCAUAAGUAUUCUAAUAUAUAUAUAUA